This is a messenger RNA of Hyalella azteca, 2523 nucleotides long. RefSeq names its product zinc finger MYND domain-containing protein 11. Gene Ontology annotation, molecular function: transcription corepressor activity; protein binding. NCBI's taxonomy places the organism in Eukaryota, Metazoa, Arthropoda, Malacostraca, Amphipoda, Hyalellidae. The transcript is spliced from 13 exons. The record is from RefSeq and is a predicted model, not a curated record. Bases 214 to 2262 code for a protein of 682 amino acids. Gene Ontology annotation, biological process: regulation of transcription elongation by RNA polymerase II.
UCUCAGGAGGAACCGGCACGGCACGACUGGUAUUGUUUCGAGUGCCACCACGGGGGCGAGGUGCUAAGUUGCAGCAAGUGCUACCGUGUGUACCAUGAACGAUGUGUACUACCGCAUGUACUGCAGCAAAGUGCUCUACUGCACCAUCAGCAACUACUGCAGCUGCAGCAACAGCAGCAACAAGCAGCAGAUCCUACAGCUGCUGCUGCUCUCAUGAUGGAGCCUCAGUUCGUAUGCGGCGUUUGCCAGAAACGCAUGUUGGCUCGAGCUGCUGCCAAGAACGGGCUGAGCAGGGAAGAGCUAAACGCUCUGCUUGCCUUCACUGUAAACAAGCUCAGGGACAGACUCCCAGCAAAUCUCAUGGAGCGAUCCGUGCCCGCCGUGGGGCAGAAGCCUGGCGCCGAGAGUUCGACUUCUUCUACCUCGACAUCCUCAGGAAAUUCCAACCCUGCCUCUGCAACCCCAAACUCCAUACAACCCCCUACAACAUCCCCAGGUGGGGGACCAGCUCCCCCCUCAGCCGGGUCCAUCAGUGCCAAUAAUGGCAUGAAUUUACACAGUAAUUUCGGUAGUGAGCCUUGGCGAGCACAGCUUCUGCUGCAUCAUCACAUGGACUUGCCAACCAUGGAGAGGAAGACGCAUGAUAACAGAUAUCGUACAGCGGCAGAUCUCGAGAUCGAUGCCAUGACUAUAGUGCACAACGUGUGUAUCUACCAUGGCUCGAAUAGCAGCAUUGCUGAGAGCGCCCGAGUGUUCCUUCGGGAGGUGCAGCACUGUCUGCUGGAGCUACAGGUCUGCACAGACUGCUACCGCUGGCAGUUCUGCUCUGAAGAUCCCUACUGGUUCUGCAGACCAUGUAACCCUCCUCACAGACUAGUCUAUGCCAAGCAAAAGGGCUUCCCUUAUUGGCCUGCCAAAGUGAUGAGAGAAGGUGCAUCGAGCUGCGAUGUUCGGUUUUUUGGAAGUCAACAUCAGCGCGCCAUCAUAGACAUCUCCCUCAUUAAACCCAUCACUGCCAGCGCACAACUCCUACAGAUCAAGAAGACGUCUGCGUACACGAAGGCAAUGGAAGAACUCAAGCACCACCAAGAACUGCUUGGUGGUGGUGAUGCUAACCUUCUACCUCCUCCUCCUCCCCCACCUCUACCUCCCCAGCAGCAGUCCAGACCUAACAAACACCGAGAAAUAACAGACCAAACAGACAAACUUGUAUCGGGAUGUUCUAGCAAACAUUCGCCUGAACAAACGAGUGAUCCUCGGCUAGAACAGCAAAGUUCCUCGAGUUCUUCUCUGAUUACUCGUGAAGAUUGGGAGCAACACCAGCAGCAGCUGCAGCAUCAGUUCCAGCAGCAGCAGCAACAACAGUAUCAUGGCAGCUAUAUCGAGUCUGCAGCUCUGCAGCAGCAAUAUCAGGCUGCUACCCUUGCCUCCCAACAGCUGCAUCACGCUGACUACAGGAAAGAUCAGAGCGCCGUGGCUUCUUCCGACAGCGGCGUCAAGAAGGAGAAAUCCCCAACUAAACAUAAGCUCGUCGCUGACAAUUGCACUAACGAAGAUCAUAGCUUAGAAGACGCAAGACAAAUCAGAGAAGAAGAAAGAGGAGACGGUGAAGAGCGAGACGAAGCAAUGACAGGUAAAGAGCGAGAGCGAGGAGAUGGACGAGAAGAAGAGCCUGCGUCUGAAGUGGAAGAGAAGAAGAGCGACGAUGAAGCUCCUCUUCCAGCCUCGUCGCCUGUCACGUCUUCGUGCAAGGCUGGCAGUGCAAAGAGCGGCUGCUCGUCGGACAGCAGCGGCAGAGACGACGUCGUGUCAUCGUCUUCCCAGGAGCCUGCCAGACGCUCUCUCUCCGUACAGACCCCCCAGCAUCUCCUACAGGCCGCGCUGGAGGACCUGGAGAGCCAUCAGCUGCAGCAGGAGGGCAAGGGUGGCAGUGACAGCACUUCCCCAACCAUCAGUCGGCUGCUGGACCAGAUACGCACGGAAACGACGUGUUCUGGUUCCAAGAACCGCAGCGUGGGAGCAUCGCUGCGUAAGGUGGAGCGAGAGUUUGAGCGCAUGAAGGAGGAGUACCGCGCCAAGCUGGCCACCCUCGAGGAGACGCACAAGCAGCACAUCCGCGACACCAAGCGCAAGCAGUGGUGCUGGACGUGUGAGAGUGAGGCGAUAUAUCACUGCUGCUGGAACACUGCCUACUGUUCUACGGACUGCCAGCAACAGCACUGGCAUAAAGAACAUAAGAAGCUCUGCCGCAGGAAGAGAUGAAGUGAUAGGCGUCAUACGGCGGUCUAUUUUCUCUGAAGUUAAAGUGGCCACUUAAUAAAAUUGUUAUCUCGUGUCGUGACUAGGACGUUUUAAGUUCAUAGAAGAGAUUUGGAUAUGAUGCUUAUGUUUGUAAUUGUUAUAUGUUAGAGCAUGACAACUUAUUUAAUUGAUAGGUUAUCAAGUGUCAACUUCGAUAAAGUAAAUGACGUAAACCAGUGGUUCCCAAACUUUUUCAGGCUGGCGCCCCCUUUGGCUCCCCAG